AAUUUUUCAUAAGUCUUUUUAUAUAUAGAAAAGAUUACGAUACGUGAUUAUUUCAUAAGUCUUAUUUUAUAAAUUAAUUUAUUUAUAAAAAUAAAAGACUUGAUGGAAUGGAGUAAAUUAGCGAAAAAUAAAAAGGUGACGUUCUGUAUUAUAUUAUUAUCGUACAAUGCAUUAUCUGUGAUUGUACAUAUUAUUAUAAUAUCGAGAUAUAAUUCUGGAUAUAGACACCCUCAGAAUCAGUUUCGCGCUCCGCGACGCGUUCCCGCGUUCCGUUUGCCGCAGUGAGACUUUCACUCCUUUUCCCCGUCUUGGAGCAGUUCGGUAUAAAUAGACGUAGUAGACAUCGCAGAAUCGUAUAUUCACCCAAGACACGUUUCGGCGUUUUGGCGCAGUAAUUGGCGAGUAAAUGACGAUGAGAUAAAAUACAUAAUGAUAAAUCAAUGAUCGGACGAAUUAUUUCAUUCCUUCAAGAACCCUCCUUUUGCCUUUUUUUUUACGCUGUCUACAUAUCUUUGCAAGUUAUACGCGUACAUUUUAAUAAUAAACAAUUUAUUAUGCGCGUUCUAAAGAUAAAAUGUGUCGCGUUCUGAUUCUUCCGAUUCUGAUUUCGCAUGAGGAAUAUCCUUUUAAAUUCUUUCCUUUCGCACGCGGAAGCAGGAAGCGAUGGAGCUUAUAUUGAACGCGACGUGUUAUCUCGCGAUGUAAAUGGCGGAAUUUGGUCUCUUUGGUGAACUCGUGUUCGCGUUUACGACGUGACACGCGUGCGAUUCGCCAAUCGCGCCGGUGAUUUGCAACUUUCGAUUUGUAUAGGCCAUUAAGGAGAGAAAAAUGGCGAAAAUGGAAGAAAAAUGAUAAAAUUCGAUAUCCCUUGCGUAACCGACGAAUGUUAUGCGAUAACUAGGUGAGUCGAGCUUAUCGUCGGGCCGCAAAAUACCGCGAUAUUCGAUCAAUACCGUCAGAUAUAUUCGACGGGCGUCAUGCACACACGCAAAUGUACAUCACGUUGCAAGGGAUGUUUGGCGGUUUAACCGCGCCGCCGGCCGAAUGAGAAAAAUGGAAAGGACGAUUCUAAACGGAGAUGGGAAUAGGGAAGGCACCCGUUGGCACAUGUAUAGACGGACCCGAGAGGGGGAUUGAAGGAGGAACGAUGGCGCAGACAACAACGAGGACCUGGUGUUUUACGAUUUGUUUGCACAACGAAGAAAUGGCUAGUAUUGGAAAAAAAUUACUUUUACGCGAUUUCAAUCCACAUUUAAUCUGUCCAUUAUGCCGGGGCUACCUCAUUGAUGCCACAACCGUGGUGGAGUGUUUGCACUCUUUUUGCAGAAGCUGCAUCUUGAAAUAUCUCAAUACUGCAGCGCAUUGUCCAUCGUGCAAACAUGCGAUCAACAAGGCUAAACCAAAUAUCAAAGCUGACAAGACGCUACAAGAGAUUGUAUAUAAAUUGGUGCCGGGAUUAUAUCAUAGAGAAAUGCUAAAGAGGAAGGAAUUUUACAAGAAGCAUCCGGAACAUGCAAACUCGGCUACACCGGAGCAACGCGGCGAGGGUGUAAGUGGAUGUUUAAUGUUCAAUCCGGAAGAUGUAGUGAGUUUGAGCUUGGAGUAUCUACCGCCAGGAGCAGAUCCAUUGGUUAUAUUGAACGUUAACGACAUGGACACAAACAAUUCGAGCAACGUCCAUAGUAACAAUACUAACAAUAAUAACAAUAAUUAUAAUAUCGCUAACAGAAGAUAUUUGCAAUGUCCGGCCUUGGUAACUGUCGCACACUUGAAGAAAUUCAUAGCGAUGAAAUAUAGUGUUGAUAUAACGAGGUAUACUAUCGAGAUACAUCAUCGACGUGCAACACUUCCCGAACAUUGGACUCUCAUGGAUGUUGCUUAUAUUUAUGCAUGGAAAAGGAUUGCACCGAUGAGGUUUUUCUAUCGAGUAGCGCAAGAAGAACAAAGACUCGAAGCACCGUUGCAUCAAAGACCGUCGACUCCAGGACUCGGAGCUCGAGACUGUUUGCCAUCGACUGAAACGCAGAACGACAGUAAUUUAGAAAACAAUCCCGUUAGCCAUCCAGCAACUUCUAGAUCAGAGAUUAAGUCUGUAAGAACUAAUGUUGAAAUAGCAUUGGCAAAAGAUUUGAAUAAAGUUGCCAACAACGAUACAAGUUUGCCCAUGGAUCGCAAACAAAUGAUGACAGUAGAGAAAAACGAAGCAAAUAAAAUGGUGACGACUGUGUCGACAACGUCAUCAACGUUAACAAAUGCUACGAAAAUGUCGACAACUACGACAGUAACGAAUGCAUCUCCUUCAUCAAGAAUGAAUACAUCUUCCUCAACAGGAAUGAAUGUGUCUCCUUCAUCAAACGCAUUUUCUUUAUUAGGAACAAAUACAUAUGCCUCAGGAAUGAACGCAUCAGGAGUAAAUGCGUCUCCUUCAUCAGAAAUGAAUACAUCUUUAUCAGGGAUGAAUAUGUCUCCCUCGACAGCAUGCAAUGAUUCAAACAAACAAAUAAAGAGCCCGAUUAAAAUAUUGAAGAAUUCAGAUGGAAGAUACGAAGUAUUAAAAAAUACGUCCACUGUUUCUAUAACGGAUGCCAAGAAUCCUACAAAUUCCGAGUUUAGUGUCGUGAAUUCUAAUGGUGUGAAAAUAACGCUAAAGCAGUGUUCGCCGCCGCAGAGUAGCAGCGCGAAAAAGCCAAAAAUCAUCAGUAAUGUCCUAUUGCGUUGCGGACAAAUGGAAAAAGAUGUAUCGUCACCGUCGAACGCGUUGAUUCAGCAAUUACAACGAGACAAAGAGAAAUUUUCUGUGACAAAGUCGAUAUUGCCGAAUAAACAGGAGAAACAACGACGUAAAGUAACCUUCGUAGAUCGAUCUUUAAUAUCUGAGAAGACCCCUCCCGCUACUGGUGUUACUAUACCGAAAACGGCACUGAAGAAACCAGCGGAGCAACAGGACAAGAAGCAAUUCUUACAAAGCUUCCAAUUGACUGCUAGAGAACCAUCGAUGCUGGACGAUAAUAAAUUGAAGUCUCCCGUUCGAGACAUUAGUGUUGCGAUGAACACCGCUAAAUCUCUUUCAAAGAACAAUGCAAUGCCAAAGAUGGAAGAAUUCUCUAAGAAAGACACCGACGAAGUCAAGAAGAAGAGUAACAUCGAGAAUACUGGCUCUAAUGCAAACGGCAGCACCCUCGCAAAACGCAUCGCUGAGGUUUCUGCCAACGCACGAACAUACACAAACAAAAUCGACGAUACGACGGAUGGACGAUUGUCUAAUUCGAGAACGGGUCCAAACAGUAUGAAUAUUGCAAGCGGCAAUCAUAUCGGUAAAAUGGAUGUAUACGCUUUCUCCAGCGAUCCGUCAAUUGUUCCAGCCGGGGCAGUUAAAAGAAAGUGUCCUCCGGGUGUACCAAUCACCGAUCUGAAGCGGCGAAAAACGCCACAGACCGCGCAAAGGCAAGAGACUAAUAAGAGACAAAAUGUUUCUCUUUAUAAUCCUGUUGUUAAGCUAACGCGUACUUUUUCCAUGGAGCAUGUAGUUUCUACGAGUAGAGCGAGUAUAGUAGGAAAUCAUGAUUCUGGAUCGAGUCACGUAUCCAACAUGAACAACGUAAAUAACCUGAAUAAAGUAUCGACCGGUUCGUUGAUUUCCAACGAUACUAGAGAUCUACUAGUAGACGGCUAUGGCUUAAAUAUUCCGGCAAGUUUGAGCAUAACGCUGACCUCGCCCAAGUCUCCGGGAUCUUCCGGGCAAUUCAUUGAAUCUAACGAUCCCAAUGACAACAUUCGGAAGGCCGCGUUAGGCAAAGUGAAUCCCAGUAUUACGUUGAAUGAUUGUUCGGUCGAUCCGCGUGUGUUGAAAGCUCUUAAGACGGGGCAAAUCAGAAUGUCAACACCACCGAAAUCUAAAUCGAUGGCAACGGCAGCAACGAAACAGACAAUAACAUCAGUGGCGAGUGAUCGUGGAGAAGCGGCGAAUCAACGUGCGGCAACCAGUAAACGGAAGAAAGAACAUGAAUCAUCCAAGGAAAUUCUGGAUUUGAGUGGAGGUAAUAAGAAGACAGACAUACAUCCUUUGAGAAUUCCACAACCGGUGACGAAACUUAACAAGACUAAUAAAAUUACGACAGGCAGAGAUAACAUGCAAUCAGGAAAUAUUUCCGAACAAGGUCAAGUGGUGACGCUCGUAAGCGGUCACAAAUAUUAUCGGGCACCGCCGGGUUGUUUGACACCCGCCGCUCAUCGUGUCAACGAUUAUUCGAUACCGUCAUCGCCAUCGCGUACCCCUGUCUAUGCGCCGUCUUUCAGUAACAUCAACCGAUCAAACUCAGAUAUUUCGUCCGUCUUUCCAACCCUGUCAACUUUUUUCGGUCUCAAUCAAGCUCCGAAUCUUCAACACUUUCAGAUGGACGCAGCACGGCAUAGAUUACCACCGCGAUCUGUUGCGGAAAGCGGAACGUCCGCGAUUGGAAACAGUGACAAUGUUAAUCAUAACAUUAGUUGCAUAUCGGGGAAGAGUCAUCUGGCUGCUCAGUGUACACCCAUUAAGCCUGCGAGAUCUUCCGUAGCGCCUUUGGCGGUUCCUAUUAACAAGCAGCAACCCAUUGAAAAAUCUAUGAACAUUAGCGUCAAUCGGACGAGCCCGGCCGAUACGAAUAAGCUUCCAACUUUUCGUAACAACGAAGCUCUCGAGUCUACGGAUGAAACUUGUCAUGUUCAAAGGAGAUAUUCUUUGAAUAUUGAAAAUAUGAAUAAUAGAUUCUUAUCACGAAACGAAUGCGCAAAGAAUAAUAACCAAGUCACCAAUGAGACCACUAAGGAAUCGGGUAUUGAAUUCAGAAACAACUCGAAUAUUACUGAUAAUUCUGUGCAGCAACAGUGGGAGCAACAACAUCGCGAGGUAACGAGUCCCAAUAUCGUAUCAUCUACAGCUUCACCGCCGCCAUCACCACCACCCAAUAACGAUGUAAACGCGAGAAAUGACGCUAAAAAUAGUGGCACUAAUAUCAGCAGCAACGAUUCAAACGAAAAUACACAUACGACGUCUGGUCAAACAAAAAGUGUCAGCUUCGAGAUGAUGUGCAACAAAUCGCCAGAUAGUCCAGACUCCAGUUCGAUUAUAGUAGAGAGUAAUUCAGAAAUGAACAAGAAUUCGACUGAUCGGAAAAUGCCAACUGACUCCCAGACGUCGUCGAAUACGGCGAAGUCCUCGGAAUUAAUCGUGAAUCUAAAUGACAGUACUGUUGAUGAUUCAUCUAUCACUGGCGAUAAGAACAAUUUUUCCAACAAAUCGGAAAUAAAUGAAAUCGCGAAACACUUCAACUCUGUGCAGAAAAAAUUGCUAGCGGUUUUUCCUUCGACUGAAUGGGCGAACAAUCCUAUAGCUGCUGAACAUUUGGGAAAUUUUCUCAAGAGUUUGAACGUCACGAUUGAGAACGAGGAAUUCAUCGAGAAAUCUAAAGUGGAGAAAGUCGAUCAGAAGGCCAUUAGUAAUGACGAUAAUAAAAAUCGGUAAUACAACGUCUUGAUGAUAUCGAAGUAUUUACCAAAAUAAUUUUUGAAAGUUCAAGAUUAACACUUGAAAAUAAACAAGAUCUUACGAUACUGCAAAAAACGAUACGUAUACGUGAUAUUUAAGAUCUGUGUAACAACAGGAUUUUAUAAUUUUGAUGUAGAUUUUCAGUCUCUUUCGUCUUAAUUGAGUGUAGACUGAAGAUUUUAGUGAAUCUUAUCUAAUUCUUAUGCGCGAAAAACAAUGCUAAGAAGAAAAAUUUGUGGCAUGCCGAGCAUAGAUAAACUCUAAGACACUGCCACAAAUCGAACGAUACAUAGAUUUCUAAUUGAAGUGCAUACAGGUAUUAUAACUCACUGUAAGUGCGAGAAGAGAAUCUUGCAGAGAAAAACAAUAUUAUGUUACAUAAUAUACAUAUAUUAUACACGAAAUACAUAGUGUAAAGAGCAGUAGACCGAGAAUCUUAUUUUUUAAAUUUUUUAAAAAUAAUCUUUUACACAUUGGAUGAUCUAUACACAAAGUGACCUAUACGGAUUAUAUAGACUAUUGGUCCGAAAACUUAUAACAUUCCGGAAAA
Messenger RNA from Pogonomyrmex barbatus (red harvester ant), 6077 nucleotides. RefSeq lists its product as uncharacterized. Gene Ontology annotation, biological process: negative regulation of transcription by RNA polymerase II. Gene Ontology annotation, cellular component: PRC1 complex. The record is from RefSeq and is a predicted model, not a curated record. Gene Ontology annotation, molecular function: promoter-specific chromatin binding. NCBI's taxonomy places the organism in Eukaryota, Metazoa, Arthropoda, Insecta, Hymenoptera, Formicidae.